GGCCGGACCCCAGCGGCGGGUGUGAGAGUCGGUCAGGAGCCGCUUCCAGGAUACUGAGAUCCGGAGAAGCCGGGGUCAGAGCGGCUCCUCAAGAGUUACUGAUCUAUGAAAUGGCAGAGAAUGGAAAAAAUUGUGACCAGAGACGUGUAGCAAUGAACAAGGAACAAUAUAAUGGAAACUUCACAGACCCUUCUUCAAUGAAUGAAAAGAAGAGGAGGGAUCGGGAAGAGAGGCAGAAUAUUGUCCUGUGGAGACAGCCACUCAUUACCUUGCAGUAUUUUUCUCUGGAAAUCCUAGUAAUCUUGAAGGAAUGGACCUCAAAAUUAUGGCAUCGUCAAAGCAUUGUGGUAUCUUUUUUAUUGCUGCUUGCUGUACUUAUAGCUACGUAUUGUGUUGAAGGAGCACAUCAACAGUAUGUGCAACGUAUAGAGAAACAAUUUCUCUUGUAUGCCUACUGGAUAGGCUUAGGAAUUUUGUCUUCUGUUGGGCUUGGAACAGGGCUGCACACCUUCCUCCUUUAUCUGGGUCCACAUAUAGCUUCAGUUACAUUAGCUGCUUAUGAAUGCAAUUCAGUUAAUUUCCCUGAACCACCUUAUCCUGAUCAAAUUAUUUGUCCAGAUGAAGAGAGCAUUGAAGGAACCAUUUCUUUGUGGAGCAUCAUCUCAAAAGUUAGGAUUGAGGCCUGCAUGUGGGGUAUCGGUACAGCAAUUGGAGAGCUGCCUCCAUAUUUCAUGGCCAGGGCAGCUCGCCUCUCAGGUGCUGAACCAGAUGAUGAAGAGUAUCAGGAAUUCGAAGAAAUGCUGGAACAUGCAGAGACUGCACAAGACUUUGCUUCCCGGGCUAAACUGGCAGUUCAAAACCUAGUACAGAAGGUUGGAUUUUUUGGAAUUUUGGCCUGUGCUUCAAUUCCAAAUCCUCUAUUUGACCUGGCUGGAAUAACAUGUGGACAUUUUCUUGUACCUUUUUGGACUUUCUUUGGUGCAACUCUGAUUGGAAAAGCAAUAAUUAAAAUGCAUAUCCAGAAAAUCUUCGUUAUAAUAACAUUCAGCAAACACAUAGUGGAGCAGAUGGUGGCUUUCAUCGGUGCUGUCCCCGGCAUAGGUCCAUCUCUGCAGAAGCCAUUUCAGGAAUAUCUGGAGGCCCAGCGGCAGAAGCUUCACCACAGAAGUGAGAUGGGCACACCGCAGGGAGAAAACUGGUUGUCCUGGAUGUUUGAGAAGUUGGUCGUUGUAAUGGUGUGUUACUUCAUCCUGUCCAUCAUUAACUCCAUGGCACAAAGUUAUGCCAAACGAAUCCAGCAGCGGUUGAACUCAGAGGAGAAAACCAAAUAAGCAGAAAAAGGUUCUAAUGGCAGAAAUUAGAGAUGAGUUCUGCCUUAACUUGGGAGGACUCCAAACCAGGAAGGAAAAUACCCUUUUCCACCCUAUAUCAAUUUAAAAAAAAAAAUGUUUUGUUUUGUUUUGUUUUCUGAAAACAGUUUAGUCCAUAUUUUGCACUGACACACUUUUCCUUUGUGUGUUAAGGUAAGGUAUCCACCCUCAAUUCAAUCCAGCUUGUGUUUUAUUCAGGUGGAACGUGAUGUUCAGCAGCGAACUUAACAGAAACCGGGCUUUUCUUUGUUGCUUUCAGAAGGCCCACGUGGUACAAUUAAAGAAUUCCGGACACCAAAAACUAGUUCCUAAGUAUGUUGAGUAUGUCAAGCCUUUUAGGCUUGUCAGAAGUGACUCCUUUGUUUUUCUAAGUCAUUAAAGUGUGUAUAAAUUAUACUAGAUUGGAUAACGGUCUUGCAUGUCUAUCAUGGUAAAAUUUAUUUAAUCCUGUCCAACCCUUCCUCUCCUACCUUAAAAAAAAGGCCAUCUUAUGAUGCAUUGCACACCCUCUUGGGAAACUGAUCUUUAAAUUUUGAGACAGUAUAAGAAAAUUCUGAUUGGUGUCUCACGAAUGAGCUGACACCAUUUUUUAUUCUGUAUAUUUAGAAUGAAGUCAUGAACAAACUUUAUAAAGACAUCUUUGAUCAUUCCAAAAUUGUGUCCGUUUUCUUGAGCGUUUUGAUUUUUUGCUUCCCUUUAGCUACUUCCAACUAAUGGGCGGCUUUGCCAGAUCUACCUACAACCAUAAUUUCUUCAACCGUUGUUUACUUACGUGUAGGAGCCACCACCGAGGCACUUUCUUGUUAACCUGGAAUUGGGGCAGCUUGCUACACAUUGAUGAAAUGGCUCCCUAGGGAUUGACAUAGCGAGGGGUUCGUGAAAACAGGAGAAAUGAAAGUAUACAAAUUAAAGGGCACUGGAGAGAGAAAUAACUCGUUUUUUCAAAAAACCACACUUUCUCCUGUCUGUGUUCGUUUUAGCUCAGCAUGUUCUCUGUUUCUGACAAAAAUUUAGUUUUAGAAUGUAACCUAAUUUUCUUUCCUUUCUUCAGUGAGUGUUAUGUUCUUUUGGGAUGUUUCCAGUUGAACUUGGUUGUUUCGUUUUGCCUGGGAGGAAAAUAAACAAUUUCACUUUUUUUCUUUAGGAAAAUCUUUUCUGACAUUAUGUUAAAAGUAGAAUCGGGUUUAAAUCGCAACAGGCCAGAAAUGCCUGAUUGUUUUAUCAAAUCCUGCCUGAAUGUCUACUUAGUUUGCCUACCGUCGUGACAUCUCCAUGGCUGUACCACCUUGUCGGGUAGCUUAUCAGACUGAUGUUGACUGUUGAAUCUCAUGGCAACAGCAGUCGAUGGGCUGUCUGACAUUCUGGUAUCUCUCAUCUGACCAUCCAUACCAAAUAUUCCCAUUUAAACAUUACCUAGCCUCAUGGUUUAUGACAAAAAAAACUCUCGUCCUUAAGUCUAGUGGCACUUUGAAUCUUUUAUGCCAUGAUAUUGCAGCAGUAUUGAGAAGAUUUUAUGGAAAAUUGGGAUGGUCUCCAUGACCACAGCUAAAUAAAGGACAAACAACCUGCCUUGUGGGUUUUGAAAAGGUUAUUAUUCUUAACAAUCUUUUUUUUUUUCUGCCCAGGGACCUUGUGGUAAUGUGAUUGUUCCUUUAUUUGCAAAGCGGUACCCAGGUUUUAUGUUAAAUAGAUUCACGUUAACCAACAAAAUUUUUUAGAUUUUUUAGGGUUAGCAUAAACUUCUAAGUCAGCUUCCAAUUGUGUGUCAUCUCUUUCACCUGCAUUUUAUUUGGUGUUUGAAGAAAGGAAAGAGGAAACCCCGUAUGAAUUAUACUAUAUGUACUAAAUCUUCCAGGUUUAUUGGUAAACUUAUUUCAGGGUACAGUGUUUCGAAAAAAAGAAACAUUUCUUAGACUGAGGAGCUAAGUAAUACAUUUGACUUAUUAUGAUAAUGGUUUGUUCACUCUUUCAAAUGAGUUUGCCUUGAAAACAAACAAAAAACAGCUGUCCCCCUUUCCUCCACAAAGCGUUCAGGUGGGACAUGCUCAGAUGAUCCUGCUGGAUUCCAGCUGGCACAGAACGUUACCCUUCUGUUCCAGUGGUUCGGUUCGUUUGUCCCUUUCUUGUAUCCACCAAAGUGAACAGAAACAACUACAUGAUCCCCAAAACAAACCCAGUUGAUUCCAGUUGGUGGGAGACCAGAAAAUUUGUGAGUGGAUGGUUUGAUAUUACUGCAAAUUUAAAAAAAGCAGGGGGGGGGGUGGUGGUGCCUGGGAAUUCUAAUUCCAUCUAAUUUAAGUGUCAUUUUGUGCCUUACAUUUCUGUGGUACUUUAUCGUGUCUCUCAACUCCAUGGCUGUCAAAACAAUACAGUACGAUAUAAUGCAAUACAUCCUCAGUUUAUACACUUAUGUACCGAGGAACACCUCCCUAGAAACAGUAAUGUGGGAAACGUGUAGUGUUUGACAGAAAGAGAGAUUUGGAUGAUGGCCACUCCUCAUCUUCUAAAAAUCAGAAAAAGGUACGGCUGGAGUGCAGUUUCUGAAAUACACUAGUUCCGCAGAUGCAGUAAGUAGGAAGCGCUCCCACAUGAACAACCUCUGCCUGUGUUUCCGCUGUGCUCUCUGCUGGCUGUAGCUGUAGUAGGACUGCCGUGAGGCUGGUCUUCGCUUUCACUACUCAGCAGUGAUUCCUUCGAGGACAAUUAAUGCAUUAGGCUAAUUAGAAUAACGUGUUGUCCUCUUGUGCCCUGGGGUGAAUUGUGUUUUGACUGACCCAUGUGUAAAGAGCUCAGAGGAGUUCCCAGCCUCUUACAGUCAAAAAGCCGUUCCAUAGAUUUUGAAACCCACUCGCCUCCAUGUGCAACGGUCUAUGUUACUGAUGGCUUAUAGUUCUGCCUCUAACAUGUGACUUUGAGAAAGUCUUAAACUCGGAGCCUAGAUUUCAUCUAUAGGAAUAGAAAUAGGUUGUUGUAAUGAUUAAAUUGGAUAAAAUGUGAAGUACUACCAUAAUUGUUGGCGUGUUCUCAGUUUUUAACUCGUCAAAGACCGCAUUUGAUACACAUGCAAAAAUUUUACAUUGCAUUUGCUCGGAAAACAUGUUUUUAUUUGGUAGGCUCCACUCCCAACGUGUGGCUUGAACUCACAACCCCAAGAUCAAGUGUUGCAUGCUCUAUAGACUGAGCCAGACAUGUGCCCCAAUAUAUGCGUUUUAAAUACUGUCUGCAGGUAUGCCCUUGUUUUGAUGUAAAUCUGCUCUUUCUAAAGAAGUUAAACCCAAAUAUAAAUAAAGAGAAAGGCAGAAAUUAAGGAACCAAUUGACUUGAUAAAAACAAAACCUUGUUAAAUCUAAAAUUAACCCCCCAGUGAGGCAACAAAGUACAAAGCACAGAUACACAAAAUUUACUAUAAUUGAAAAUACUUUUCUAACCUUACAUCCUUAAAAUAUUGACAUUUUCCUAAUUUAGUUUUUAUUAUAAAAUACUAAAGGGGCGCCUGGGUGGCUCAGUCGAUCAAGCUUCCAACUCUUGGCGUCAGCUCAGGUCAUGAUCUCACAGUUUGUGAGUUGGAGCCCCAUGUCGGGCUCUGUGCUGACAUCGCAUAGCAUGCUUGGGACACUCUCCUAAAAUAAAUAUAAAUAAACUUAAAAAAAUAAAAUACUAAAGGGUGCCUGGGUGGUUCAGUUGGUUGAGCAUCUCCCUUCAGCUCAGGUCAUAAUCUCGCGGUUCAUGAGUUUGAGGCCCUUGUCCGGCUCUGCUGACAGCUUGGAACCUGGAGACUGCUUCAAAUUCUGUCUCCCUCUCUCUGCCCCUCACCCGCUCACACUCUGUCUCUCUCUCUCUCUCUCAAAAGUAAAUAAACAUGUAUGUAUAUAUAUGUGUGUGUGUUUGUGUAUACGUACAUACACUAAGGGGUGGCUCAGUCAAGUCGGUGGCUGAGUCUGGCCGGCUCAGGUCGUGAUCUCACAGUUCAUGAGUUUGAGCCCCACAUCGGGUUCUGUGCUGAUAGUGCAGAGCCUGGGGUCUGCUUCAGAUUCUUUGUCUUUCUCUCUCUCUGCCCCUCCCCCGCUUGCUCACUCUCUCAAAAAUAAACAUUAAAAAAUAAAAUACUAAAAGAAAUCUAGAAGGUAGAGAAAAAAGGAAUAUCUGCUUUUUUUUUUUACAUUUUUUUAAUGUUUAUUUUUGAGAGAGAGUGAGACAGAGUGUGAGUGGGGGAGGGGCCGAGAGAGAGGGGGAUGCAGAAUCUGAAGCAGGCUUGAGACUCCGAGCUGUCAGAGCCUGAUGUGGGGCUUGAACUCACAAACCAUGAGAUCAUGACCUGAGCCGAAGUCAGAUGCUUAACCAACUGAGCCGCCCAGGUUCCAUCUAGAAUAUGCAGUGAGGUGAGCACUGGGUGUUGUAUGGAAACCAAUUUGACAAUAAAUUUCAUGUAUUUAAUAAAUAAAUAAAAAAUAUUCAGUGAGGUUUGUUGGGUAUAGUGAAAACAGUUUAAAAAGUUGGCAUGUGGGACCUUCCUCAAUAGACCUAAAAGUCUCAUUUUUGUUAGAAAACAAAAGUAUUGGUUUGUUUUAUUCAUAAAUAGUUAUUAAUGUGCUCACAAAAAGUUAAAUCAACCUAAGCAGGAAUUAUUUUUUUUAAGUAGGCUCCACACCCAAUGUGGUGCUCGAACUCGAAACCCCGAGAUCAAGAGUCGCUUGCCCUACGGACUGAGCCAGCCAGGUGCCCCUAAGCAGGAGUUCAAUAGCCAUUUUUGAAAGCCAAGUAGCAUUCCAUUUCUAACUGACAAUGAUCAAAACUCGGAUAUUCAUAAAACAUGGUAAAUGAAAUGCUAAGCAAAAAACUUGCAUCUGAAGUGUUUGUUCCUUUAUUCUCAAAGACAACAAGAAAAGAAAGCACAUGAAGUACUCGAACAUUCUAAAAGUGAUUGAGUCAUUUGCGUCUGGUAGUUGAGGCUUCGGUUGCUGCCCUUCCCAACAAGGCCAGGAGUUCACCUGAGGUAACGCGUUUGCCUUGGGGGUGAGGCCUUGAAUUGCAGCAAAUAACAUACAUGUAUUUGCAUAUUCAACCAAUACUCAUAAAAGGGAUUAUAAUGAAAACCUGUUCUGGACAGCUGCUUACUCAUUGCCUUUAGAAUUGUGUGGUGCUGGGAUAGGCAGGUGCCAGCUGUUUGCUCAUUCUCUUUGACCUACUAGCCUUGCACAGUUUGCUGUGUGGAUGUUGACACUACUAAAUUAAAAGAAAUUUAUUUUAGGUGGCCCCCGCUCUCCACCCAAACACCCUGGAUUCAUUUGAGAUCUGGGAUUCUAAUUCUGUAGUUGGGAGACUGGCCCAAACUGUGGCCCAGUGUGAGUCAGUUGUAAGUGGCUGGCUGACUCUAUGGGAACAGGAAUGAGAUGCAGCUUAGACGGUUUGUCAGCCAAAUCCACAAAUGUGUGGCUUUUUGAAACAUUGGACAUCUGUUCCUUUUAAUUUAAAAUAAACUUUUUUAAAAAGCACAAA
Molecule: messenger RNA, 6866 nt
Organism: Panthera uncia (snow leopard)
Lineage: Eukaryota; Metazoa; Chordata; Mammalia; Carnivora; Felidae
Gene: VMP1
Product: vacuole membrane protein 1
Exons: 12
Coding region: 111-1331 (406 amino acids)
Biological process (GO): autophagy; Golgi organization
Cellular component (GO): endomembrane system; endoplasmic reticulum; membrane
Source: RefSeq, a predicted model, not a curated record